Capronia epimyces CBS 606.96 is the source of this 840-nucleotide messenger RNA. RefSeq lists its product as uncharacterized. Gene Ontology annotation, molecular function: catalytic activity. The record is from RefSeq and is a predicted model, not a curated record. The transcript has a single exon. Lineage: Eukaryota; Fungi; Ascomycota; Eurotiomycetes; Chaetothyriales; Herpotrichiellaceae. Bases 1 to 840 code for a protein of 279 amino acids.
AUGCCUCCUCCAUCCACUCGAGCAGAGGUCCUCUCGCACCUCCACGAGCAGAUCAAGAAUGGGAAGCCCAUCGUUGGGGCAGGGGCUGGGACUGGUCUCUCAGCCAAGUUCAUCGAGGCUGGCGGCGCCGACCUGAUCAUUAUCUACAAUUCUGGGCGAUUCCGCAUGGCUGGUCGAGGCUCUCUCGCCGGCCUCAUGCCUUACGGUGAUGCCAAUGCGGUGGUCGUCGACAUGGCCAGAGAAGUGCUUCCGAUCGUCCAGAAAACGGGCGUCCUGGCCGGAGUGUGUGGGACCGACCCAUUUCGAAUCAUCCCCCGAUUCCUCGAACAGUUGAAAGGCAUGGGGUUUUGCGGAGUCCAGAACUUCCCUACGGUGGGCCUGAUUGAUGGCACGUUCAGGGCCAAUCUCGAAGAGACAGGCAUGGGAUACGACAAGGAGGUGGAGAUGAUUGCUGAAGCACAUCAGCUAGACCUUCUUACCACCCCCUACGUGUUCAAUGUCGACGACGCAGUGAAAAUGACUAGGGCGGGUGCGGAUGUGAUUGUAUGCCACAUGGGCCUGACAACGUCGGGUAGCAUCGGCGCGAAAACGGGCAAGUCACUAGACGAGUGUGUCAAGCUGAUCCAAGACAUGAGGGACGCUGCCGCCAACAUAAACAGAGACAUUCUCGUAUUGUGUCACGGGGGGCCAAUUGCCGAGCCCAAAGACGCCGACUAUGUCCUCAGCUGCACGAGAGGGGUACAUGGGUUCUUCGGCGCUAGUAGCAUGGAAAGAUUGCCAGUGGAAAUGGCCAUCACCAACACGACCAAAGCAUUCAAGGAUGUGAAAGUCAAUCGGUAG